Girardinichthys multiradiatus is the source of this 2026-nucleotide messenger RNA. Its product is annotated as zinc finger protein 184-like. Gene Ontology annotation, biological process: regulation of transcription by RNA polymerase II. Gene Ontology annotation, cellular component: nucleus. Lineage: Eukaryota; Metazoa; Chordata; Actinopteri; Cyprinodontiformes; Goodeidae. Gene Ontology annotation, molecular function: DNA-binding transcription factor activity, RNA polymerase II-specific; RNA polymerase II cis-regulatory region sequence-specific DNA binding. The record is from RefSeq and is a predicted model, not a curated record. The coding region runs from base 141 to 1376 and encodes 411 amino acids. The transcript has 4 exons.
GACUUCACGCAUGCGCACUCGGGAGUGGUUCAGUUCCUGGUUGGUGUGGAGGCCUCAAUCGGGUUAGCAGAGGUUAUCCUGGGGUUCUGGUUAUUCUGGCUGUCUUUCAGCGGUUCUGAUUCAGUUGGAUCAGCAGGAAAAUGUCUGCGGUCGCCACAUUUCACUCCCAGCUCGCCUCCAUCAUGGAGGUUCUGGCCAACACGGCGGUGGCGGAGAUCUGCGAGCUGGUGGACAGCGGCUACGCGGUGCUGCAGCUCGAGAUCUCCCAGAGCCGCAAAGAAAACGAGGUUCUGCGCAGGAAACUGCGGCUCCAGGAGCUCCGAGCGGCUCGGUCCGCCGCGCUCAGAGCCGCCGCAAGCGGCAGCGGCGCCGCGCUGCUGUAUGCGAGCGGCCGCCCGCGCGUCAACCAGGCGCGGAGGAACGCGGCGUCGACAGAAGCUGGGGCCCAGCUGUCCUUGACGUCCAGUCAGCAGACGUCUCUGUGCAGAGAGACCCGUCCCCCGUCAGAAUCAGGACAGGAAGCUGCGGCACAGAAGGGUGCUGAAGCUGAGACGACCGCAGGGAUCAAAGUGGAGGAUGAUGAAGACGAGUCCUGGUCUCCGUCUGAGCCCCAUAAGGGGUUCUGUGGUCUCUCUGAGGAACAAGCUGAGACAGAAGCUUCGUCCUCGCUGAUCAAACAGGAAGCUGCAGACAACAGAGAGGAUGGCUGCGUCUCGUGGACGAGCGGGGAAGUGAGCUCCACCUCCACCCAACGCGCCCUGAACACCAAUCAGAGGCCAGAAACCAGCAGUUACGACUCCCUGGUGCUGCAGCACACUUCCCACAAUCCUCCAGCAACAGAACAGGGCAGCUCCUCCGGUUUUAUUCCCAGCAGGAAUGUUCCAGCUGAUUCAGGGAGCAGCUGUCUGACUGCAGCAGAGAGGCACCAGCAGCAGGGGGCGCCACAAAGACAAGCUGCAGGGGGACAGAGCUCCAUCAUCAGGAGGGAUGGGUGGCGGUUACAGAGCCGGGUCGGCAGAGACGACUCCAGAGAGAGGACGUUCAUCUGUAACUUCUGCGGGAAAACUCUGGCCUGCUUGAAAAACCUGAAGACCCAUAUGAGGGUCCACACGGGCGAGAAGCCAUACGUCUGCUCCCUCUGCGGGAAACGCUUCUCCGACUCCAGCAACCUGAAACGACAUCAGAGCGUUCACACCGGCGAGAAACGCUACGGCUGUGUGCACUGCGGGAAACGCUUCGCUCAGUCCGGCUCGCUGAAGGUCCACAUGAGCGUGCACAUGGACUGCAACCAGUUCCGGUGCUCGUUCUGCGGGAAAACCUUCACGUCUGGAGGACAUCUAAGGAGACACGUGGCCACGCACACUGGAGAGAAAUGAUUGGCUGCUGCGUUACCCUGGCAACGUGUUCACAAAGCUGCACGGAAGCUUGAGCAGGAGAGGACCUGUGGAUCAGACAGAAACUAACUAACUUCAGCUGAUGCUGCUUUCCUCAGCAGUUUGGAGACUGUGCAGAAGUUUUAAACCAGCCCUCAUUCUUCUGUUACCCCUUUUCCACCAACGCGGUUCAGAAGCCGUUCCGGUUCCUGAACGUGAUUUCAAACCCGUGACCCGCGGCUCCACCAACGAAGAGGUUCCAGAGCACGAACUCUGGUCCAGCUCGGGCCACGCAGAAUACUUGGUUCUUCUGCGCGAACCGUAACGUCACUGUUGGUGGGUCAAACAAUAGAAGCAGCGAGUACAGCGGCGGAGAGGAUGAACGUCCCGUAUAAACAUAAUGUUUGUAAAAACACACUAAACAUGCAUUGUAUAUCUACUGGUUUCUGCUGAACAUAUGCAAACAUUGUACGUACCAUUGUUCUUGCUGCGAGUCCGUGUCUCAUGUUCCGUAUUAACUGUAAUUCAUGGAUGCUGUUUCUGUAUUAGAAGGAACAGCAGCUCAUUGAGUUCUGCUGGCUCGCUACCAGGCUCCUCCCACGCUGGCGAUGACGCAUCCUUGGUUCUCAAUAAAACACCAAAGUUUUAAGGCA